GCUUAACGCCGUUUAGAAUGUCGCGAUGUUGGGGUUAGGGGUUUUCAAGCGUUUAGCCGUGGUUUUGACUAACCAUGCCAUGAUUAAUGCCUUAUGUAUCUUUCUGAUGCUGAGCCUGUGCUUUUUCAAUUUUGAAUUUUCAUAUUAAUUUGAACUAGCAAAAAAUAAACAAAAAAAGUCUCCAUUGUAAUACAAAAUUUGAAAUUUUCUAAACUCUUGAUACGAUUUAUAACUACGUAAUGCCCAAUUAGAGAGGUAAUCCUUUCUCUUUAAAACUAUGAAUGAUUCAAUGACUGCUUUUAUUAAAUUUACUCCUUUUUUCUGUAAACGGCAGCUUUCUUGAGCUCCUGCGAAAAUAAUAAUCAUGUACUACAACCUGCGUUUUUUCGCUAUUGAAUUCCUAAAGCUAGUCCCGUUUUAUAUAAGUUUGGUGCUUUAUUUUUCGUUGGUGCGUCAAGAUCAAGUGUGGACACUAUGGACAACUACGCUGCGAUGCUUGCCCAUAAUGGCAUUGAUGUUUUAUGUUUCGAUCAAGGGAUUUUCGAUCAAAAAGAACUAUAGACAAUCCCAAUUGAUUUUAAUAGGCUUAAUGUUCUCCUGCGCUGGUGAUAUCAUGUUGAAUUUGUUGUUAUUCGCCUUGGGCAUGGCCUGCUUUGGUGUGACACAAAUUUGUUAUAUGUGCGCUUUCGGCUGGCGUCCGCUGAAGGUUAUAAUUGGAGUCUGUAUUUAUAUACCGGCCAUCAGUUUGAUCUACUUCGUGAUCGGGCAUUUGAAUAUUGCACAUUUAAUCGGUGUGUUCAUCUAUUGUACGCUGAUUGCCAUCAUGUUCUGGCGUUCGUUGGCACGUGCUCUGCACGUCAAGAGUUUCCUGGCCUUCUUCGCUGCCUUAGGCGCUGCUCUGUUUAUCAUAUCCGAUGCGCUCGCUGCAGUGAUCUAUAUAUUGCACGUAAAACUGCCCGCACCACGGCUACAAAUAAUGAUAACCUAUUAUGCUGCCCAAUUUGCCAUUGCGUUGAGCACUGCCGAUGAGGGACGACUGCCCACGGGAUCCGAGCAGUAAGCAUCCGGGCUUGCAGCAUGCCAGUUUUUAAUAUCAAAUUGAAGUCAAGAAUACAGUUAAUUUGGUUUUACACUCUUUAUAAGUAUUAACAAUAAAAACACCAGCUAUAUCCAAAAUUUAGCGUUUAGGGGAUCAAACAGUCAGCAAUAUUUCUAGUUAUCAGGAGCGCGUGCUUCCAAUCAAUUGCGGGCGUUUUUAAUGAUAAAGUAUAAAGUGAGAAAUGCACAUUAUACAAAAACACAAGUUUACAU
Molecule: messenger RNA, 1311 nt
Organism: Drosophila novamexicana
Lineage: Eukaryota; Metazoa; Arthropoda; Insecta; Diptera; Drosophilidae
Product: lysoplasmalogenase-like protein TMEM86A
Exons: 2
Coding region: 365-1060 (231 amino acids)
Cellular component (GO): membrane
Source: RefSeq, a predicted model, not a curated record